AUGCAUGCAUGGGAGAAUAUUCCAAUGGACGCAGAGGCCGAUUUCCCACCGACAGAGACAGUUCAUGGUCCAACUAUACCAACCAAGUUGACCAUUGUACAUUCCACUGGAGUGUUUUUGCAUAACAUUGUCUGGUGCAGCUGUCCUGGGGUCGAUUAUACUGUUCCUAAUAGAUAUCGAGAACUCAUGAGAGUGUCUCGACUGUGGAGAGACUUGAUGAGUCGAAAAUGGUUUGGGUUUGCCCAUAAUGAUGAGCAGAAACCGGACAAGGGUGAUCUGGCUUGUUGGCUUGUUUCACAAAGAUAUGUGGUAGACGGGAACUUCACUGCUCAGCAUAUGGUAAUAAGAAAACCACAGUUGGACAUUAGUUUGUCAGACGGGCUUGGGUAUAUGGUGAAAGAUCAUGAAUACCAGACUCAUCUGUCAUCGGCUGUAGAAAGUAAAGAGCGGUCUUCUUGCAGCAAUCAUCGUGCAGUAAAUGCAGCCAAUAUCAGCAGGAGCAAUCUUCGAGCUACAGGUGUAGGAGCAACUGCUUGUGCUCGACAUGGAUGCUUUGUUCCUCAUAGUAUAGUUGAUUUUCAGAAGGGUGAAAGACACAUGAAUAUCGACUACUCAAUAUGCAAUGCAUUGAAUUAUCAUUCAGCUGGUAUAGACUCUUCCCUCAUCAUUUAUGAUGUGGGGUGUCAGUGGAGCAUUAAUUUUCUACAGAGAGUAGCCCAGAGCAAGGGCUUGUCUGUACCUGAAAAUAUGCACAUUGUUCCAGCAGUUGGAAAAUUCCAUCUUAGCGCUCACAAAUUGGCUUGCUUUGCAAGGUACAGCCUCAACUUUAUUCAAGGGGCUGGACAUGUUGAUGGGGAGAUUUUGGAGACUCUGUGGGCACCAUUCAAUAAGAUCUCCCCAACUGCUCGGUCAAUGAGUCAGGCACACCGUCAAGAAGUUCUUGAUGAUCAUAUGCGAGACUCAAACUGGAAAAAAAUAGUGGGAAUAAUGAAAACUCUCUUGAAAAAGUACAAAUGGGCUCUCAAAGGUGUUGAUGACACAAAGUCUCCCUUUGACGAGCUCACUCUGUCUCUGGACCCUGAGAAGAUUUUGAUGUGGAAGAUCGAUGAGAAAAAGGCCAUGGAACAAUGUGGAGAGUAUCUUGACAUCUAUCAGUUGCAGAUGAACAAAGCUCCAACUAUGGCAGAGAUUAGACUCAAAUUAACUGAGUCUGAGAAUACUGACACUGGCAAACCUGGGACAGUCUCUUGGCUCAUUACUGGCAUCAAUCUGGAGGAUUUACAAUUCUGCUAUGCAGGUCAUGAUGAAAAUGUUUGGGGAGAGGUCUCAGAUGAAGAGAUCUCAGAGUAUAUUGAUGAAGAAAUCUUGGCUGAAGAGAUGGGUAUCUGGAUGCCAUCAUCAGUGCCCUACCAGGAUGCAUUGGCUCUCGGACUGGGUCCCCUCCAAGUUGAAGAAUUAGAACUUCGAAAGGGCCAAGCCAAUGACUGCCUCAAAAAGCUCCGAAUGGCCCUUGGUCAUAAGGCCAUCAUCUAUCGUCAGUAUUUUCGAAGUGCUAAUUCAACAUGGGCUGGGACUAGGUCAAAGCAAGAAGCUCAACGCUGUCAGCUCAAAAUUGACAAGUGUGUAAGAAGCUAUCAGAGGGCAAGGUCAGCAAUGGAAGGUCUAGGCAUGGACAAAGCCACCUUGGGGAGUCUUUAUCAGCCAAUAUCGCCUACAGAGCUCAGUAUAGACAAAGAGGUGACAGAAGAACAUAGAUUUGGACAAGGAUCAGACAGGCUGGCUUGGUUUUGGAGGGGAAAUAAUGCAAGCCAAGGUCAAGACGAUGCCUGGAUAGAUGAAUCUCCAACCGAUCUAGUCUACAGGGUGAACUGGUUGAAGGCUAAGGCUAGAUGGAAUAGAUGGCAAGAGGAAUUAAGGCUGGUAAGACAUGAAAUGGGUUGGACCAUAAACUGGUUCAAGUACCACCAGAAUGAAUGGGAGAGAAGGGGUGGCCAAGCCACCAGACCUGGUCAUCAAGCCUAUGCUUAUCAGCAGGUCUUGAUGUGGGGAAGAUUUGUUGAGGAGGCGGAGAAAAAUUUCAAUGGAUGUAGCCUAGCUAGCACUAGCUCCACUCUAUGUAGUCCACAGCUGGCCAAGAUAAUUGUAUCUAAGAUAUGGACUGGCCAGAUGGUUCCUACAGCAUUCCAUGUAAUUCUGAUACCAAUAACUGACAGAAUCAAGUCGGCCGGAACUAUCUGA
Messenger RNA from Suillus discolor, 2238 nucleotides. RefSeq lists its product as uncharacterized. Lineage: Eukaryota; Fungi; Basidiomycota; Agaricomycetes; Boletales; Suillaceae. The record is from RefSeq and is a predicted model, not a curated record. The transcript has 14 exons. Bases 1 to 2238 code for a protein of 745 amino acids.